This is a messenger RNA of Laccaria bicolor S238N-H82, 672 nucleotides long. RefSeq names its product v-SNARE protein. Gene Ontology annotation, biological process: endoplasmic reticulum to Golgi vesicle-mediated transport; vesicle fusion. The record is from RefSeq and is a predicted model, not a curated record. The transcript is spliced from 6 exons. Lineage: Eukaryota; Fungi; Basidiomycota; Agaricomycetes; Agaricales; Hydnangiaceae. Bases 1 to 672 code for a protein of 223 amino acids. Gene Ontology annotation, cellular component: Golgi membrane; cis-Golgi network; Golgi medial cisterna. Gene Ontology annotation, molecular function: SNAP receptor activity.
AUGCUAAACUACGAUGAACUUCAUAGGCAAUGUCGAACCCUCGAAAAUUUAUUCGAUGCCAAACUUACCUCAUAUGCCCAAGUGGCGUCAAAUAUCGUCCAUCCUCCACAUGAUUUGGAGGCCGCCCAUUCGGCUGAACGAUGGAAUGACCUCGAAGCAGAACUAGAUGACCUUUCACUCAAGCUUCAAGAAAUCAACGAUCAAUUGGCAACACUAGCCGGCAAUCCCGAACUCCUCUCCCCCUCAAUACUGCGGGCAAUUCAGAGGCAUCGAGAACUGCAGCAGGAUCAUCUACGCGAGCUGAGAAGAACAAAGGCAAAUGUGCAAACCGCUCUCGACCAAGCGAAUCUUCUAUCUGGUGUGCGAAAUGACAUUGAUGCAUACAAGUCUUCUGCAGCAGAUUCUUUGCUUGCCGAGCGGGGCAGAAUUGACAGCUCCCACCGGAUGACGGACGAUAUGUUACAGCAAGCAUACGAAACACGCUCCGAGUUCUCAAGACAGCGGAGCUCUCUAACGAGCAUUCAGGGUCGUAUGCUGCAUGUCAUAAAUACCAUGCCUGGAAUUAAUAACCUGGUAUCCAUGAUAAAGUCUAGACGACGGCGGGAUUCUAUUAUCCUAGGUGUUGUCAUUGGAGUUGGCUUUAUCAUUAUCCUCUCGUACAUUUGGAAUUGA